Messenger RNA from Metarhizium robertsii ARSEF 23, 1722 nucleotides. RefSeq names its product acetylglutamate synthase. Gene Ontology annotation, cellular component: mitochondrial matrix. Gene Ontology annotation, biological process: L-arginine biosynthetic process. The coding region runs from base 1 to 1722 and encodes 573 amino acids. The transcript has 3 exons. NCBI's taxonomy places the organism in Eukaryota, Fungi, Ascomycota, Sordariomycetes, Hypocreales, Clavicipitaceae. Gene Ontology annotation, molecular function: arginine binding; L-glutamate N-acetyltransferase activity, acting on acetyl-CoA as donor. The record is from RefSeq and is a predicted model, not a curated record.
AUGCCGGAUGUCAUUGUCUCCGUGCUCGAGGCUUCAGCAACGCGGCGAGAUGCAAAAGGCUACCUUCAAAAAUAUGCCUCGAAGAAGCCUAUUUCUUCAGACCUUUCCAGGGCCAGUGCGAAGGAUAGUGAGGCCGUCACGGCGAAAGGAGAUGGCCUUGAGCCUGUCAAUGUUGCUAUCGUCAAACUGCGAUUACCCCAAGAACUAUCCCCAGACGCUCUAUAUGGCAUUGCAAGAACUUUGUCACAACUUCGAGUGCUUGGCCUGCUAGCUCUUGUGGUUGUGGACUGUGGCAUUGCAGCUGAUCGCCAAACAUUUGACAACGAAGCCUUUCGGCUUUGUGAAGCGAUUGACUCGUUUGGCAGUCCAGGUGCUAAAUUAGCCGACCAUGUGUUUCUGAGACGACAUACAAACGACAACCCAUCCGUAGUGCCUAAAUUCCGCUGUGGUAUGCGUGUUGAAGACCUGGGUUUGCUUAAUCGAGCGCUACAACGCGGCAUGAUUGUUGUGGUUCCGUCGCUAAGUAGACAAGAUGAGAUAUCUUCACCGAUACCUGCAGAGGCGAACGAAACAACGAUUACUUUAGCCAAAUUUCUAACGGGUCUACAGCUAGAUGGUAUGAACGGCGAGUCAAUAGACGGAGUAGCAGAGUAUUUACGACCAAAAAGGAUUGCGUCUGUUGAGCGAAUAAUUCUCCUGGACCCUGUCGGUGGAACUCCCAUGGCUCUCCGGCCCGACGUUUCACAUAGGUUCAUAAACCUUGAGCAAGAGUACGGAGAAUUGAUUGGUAGUCUGAAGAGCGGCGAACGCAUAACGCGCAUUGCGAAUGUCCAAAGUCACAUCGCAAACCUGAGCUUGGCAAAAGACGCUCUUUCAUUGCUACCGCCGACUUCAUCAGCUCUUAUUACUUCGCCUCACGCGGCUGCCAAUACUAGGUCCGGUAUUUCAUCAAAACUGCCCAUUCGCGCGUUAGGGCACCCACCUUUUGGUUUUGAUAAUAUGGUCACAUCCCGAAACCAAAAGAACCCGUUACUGCACAACUUGCUGACAGACCGUCCCGCUUUCUCUCCGUCGCUUCCUCUGCAACGAAUUCAAGACGAGACGCGUGGAUGUCUACAAAAUGCGGAAUCCGGGUCUGCAACAUUAGUCAAGCGGGGAAUGCCAGUAACAGUAUAUCCGGACCCAAGGGUUCAUCCAUGGCAGCCCCCAAACCCCGGUUUGCCUCGUCUCCGCCUCACGGACAACUGCAUAGACCUCCCUCGACUUUUUCACCUAAUUGAAGACUCCUUCAACCGAAAACUUGACGCACAACACUACUUGAAACGAGUGAAUGAGAAUCUGGCCGGCAUUAUCAUUGCGGGCGAGUAUGAGGGCUGCGCCAUUCUAACUUGGGAGCACCCCGAGACUCUUGAUGAGCAAACUGCGUAUGAUUCUGGUCGAUUUGUUCCAUACCUGGACAAGUUUGCGGUUUUGAAAAACCGGCAAGGUAGCAGUGGAGUUGCUGACAUAGUCUUCAAUUCCAUGGUACGGGAUUGCUUUCCGAGUGGCGUUUGUUGGAGAAGUCGAAAAAAUAACCCUGUCAAUAAAUGGUAUUUCGAACGGUCUACGGGGACAUGCAAGCUUGCGGAUUCGCACUGGACGAUGUUCUGGACGACAAUUGGCCUUGGAAACCGGCAUCCAACCUUGCAGGACUACGAGUCUAAGGUUGUCUUCAUGGAAUAG